UAGUUAGUUCUUUUCAAGUCACAAAGAUUAAAAUAUGAACAUUCCCCUCUUAGUUUUUUCCAUAAUAUUCAUCAAAAUUACUGAUUCUACAAUUAAAUUACAAGAACAGUUCAGUUGGUCUGCAUUAGAUUACAAGUACAAGGAUGAUUUUGAGAGGUCUAAAGCGAUUAGGACUAAACGAUUCGUUCCGGAAAAUAAUCUCCCAGUAGGAAUUGAAGUUUGGAAUGAGAAGCUUUUCGUAACAGUGCCUCGAUGGAAAGUCGGUAUCCCAUCAACCCUCAAUUACAUCAACCUCGAUCAAGCAAAAAACACAAAAUCUCCCCUUUUGACCCCCUAUCCCGACUGGGAUUCCAACGAGUUCGCCAAUUGUGAGUCUGGUCUAACAACGGUAUACCGAAUCAAAGCCGACGCUUGUGACAGACUUUGGGUCCUCGACACCGGCACUUUCGGUAUCGGUAAUACGACCCAAAACCCGUGUCCCUACGCCCUCAACAUCUUCGAUUUAACAACAAAUAAGAGACUCAGACGCUACGAAUUACGACCCGAAGACACCAACCCAAACACAUUUAUCGCUAAUAUAGCAGUAGACCUUGGAAGAACCUGCGAAGAUGCCUUCGCCUACAUGAGCGACGAACUCGGUUAUGGCUUACUCGUGUAUUCUUGGGAGGAAAAUAAAUCUUGGAGAUUCACCAAUGGGUUUUUCAUGCCUGACCCACUGGCGGGGGAUUUUAAUAUCGGAGGGUUGAACUUCCAGUGGGACACUGAGGGGAUUUUUGGACUUGCCUUGUCGCCAGUGUUGACAACAGGGGAACGGAUUUUGUAUUUUAGUCCUCUGGCAAGCAAUCGCGAGUUUGCAGUGUCAACAAGGAUUUUGAGGAAUAGUUCGAAGGUUGAGGAGAGUUAUCACGAUUUUGUGGCUUUGCCUGAGAGAGGACCCAACUCUCAUGUAACCGCCAAAGUGAUGAGUGAAGAUGGAAUUAUGUUAUUUAAUUUAAUUGAUAGAAACGCAAUUGGUUGUUGGAAUAGUCGGACUUCUUACGGACCCACAAAUAUCGGAAUUGUUGAUUCGGACGAAAAUGAGUUGCUUUUCCCCUCAGAUAUCAAAAUUGAUAAUUAUGGAUACGUGUGGGUCAUGUCUGAUCGAAUGUCAAAUUUUCUCUUAUCACAGCUGGAUUAUAACGAUAUCAAUUUCCGAAUAUUUGUGGCUCCUUUGCAAGUCCUCGUUUCUGACACCGUUUGUGACAUAAAAAUCGCUCAUUUCAAACACUUUGUAAUUUGAAAAUAAAAAAUUACAACGG
Molecule: messenger RNA, 1298 nt
Organism: Tribolium madens (black flour beetle)
Lineage: Eukaryota; Metazoa; Arthropoda; Insecta; Coleoptera; Tenebrionidae
Gene: y
Product: protein yellow
Exons: 2
Coding region: 35-1279 (414 amino acids)
Cellular component (GO): extracellular region
Source: RefSeq, a predicted model, not a curated record